Molecule: messenger RNA, 3918 nt
Organism: Lodderomyces margitis
Lineage: Eukaryota; Fungi; Ascomycota; Pichiomycetes; Serinales; Debaryomycetaceae
Product: fungal specific transcription factor domain-containing protein
Exons: 1
Coding region: 1-3918 (1305 amino acids)
Biological process (GO): regulation of transcription by RNA polymerase II
Cellular component (GO): nucleus
Molecular function (GO): transcription cis-regulatory region binding; DNA-binding transcription factor activity, RNA polymerase II-specific; zinc ion binding
Source: RefSeq, a predicted model, not a curated record
AUGCCUGAUACAUUACCAAUUUCGUGUGUUUCUUGCCGAAAGAGGAAGAUUAAAUGUAACAAAAAGAAGCCAUGUGACCAGUGUAUAAAGAGACAAGUUGAUUGUGAAUUCCCUGCUACUUUUAGGAAUAUUAAGAUAGGUGAAGAUGGAGCAAAAGAAGGUAAGCAAACGAGCAGCGUGAAAGUGGAACAUGAGCCACGAGGGGUUGAUGAAUCACAACUGGAUAUACAUUUGGAACUACUACAGCAACAACAAACUCAACUUCAACUUAAUCAAGAACAAAUCAACCUUCAACAGCAGCAGCUACAUAACCAACAUCUCCAACAUACGAUACUUGAACAACAGCAACAAGGGCAACAACAAUCACAACAUCCAGAAUUGCCUCCUCGCGUACCACUACAAACUUUGACUGAGUCAGGAAGCAUCAAGAGUAGUAGUGGCACAAGUUCGAACUCCCUAUUGACAUCUACAUCUGCUCAAAGCUCGCUAGUAACAGACCCACCUUCAGUUACUGAUUCUACCGGAGCUGAAAGUGCCACAAAGAUUAUUUCGCGCGAUGUUAAUUUCAACCCCAUUUCUGGCCAAUCGGGAGAGUCAGGCUCAGAGUAUUCGGCAGAUCUGGCAAGAAUGCAUCCUUACCCAAGACAGAUGAUUUCAUCUGAUAUGGAUGACAUGUCAGUGAUGAAGAAGAAUUUCGAUAUGAUGAGAGCAGCCAAUUCACAGUUGUUGGAUGAAAACCGAGCAUUGACACAAAGGUUGGAGGAGAUUUUACUGAAAAUUUCAGUUUCUGAUACAACACCAGGGUCAACAACAUCUUCUUCCUCAUCAUCAGCUCCAACAUCAGCAGCAGCAGCAGCAGCAGCAGCAGCAGCAGCAACAACAACAGGUACAGCAACUGGAGGAGCCACCAAAAAGGUAUCCAGUACUAGCUCCACUUCAAGCUCUGGCACUAAACGAGAUCGAACUGCUGACUCCUCAUCAGAGGAUCUUCCCAAUAAGAAGGAAAAAGUUGGCUUCUUUGGUCACUCCAAGGCAAGCUUUCCCAAUGAUUCAGCAAGUGCAAAUCAAGGAAUGUAUUCAACAAAUAUUCCUGGUGUAGGUACUGUGCCAAAAAAGGAGAUAUCUAGUGGAUCAUCAGGUGGAAGUAGUGGUGACGAAGUUGGACAGCAGUUGGUUUCAACAGAAGUGCCACCUUUGUCUAGAGAAGCUAAAGCUGCCCAACCAGCAAGAAAAAUUCACAAAUUAAAGCGCAACAAAUCUGGUGGCGGUGAAGGAUCUAAUAACUGGGAAAUGGAUAUCGAUGCCUUCCAAACCCACCAAUCUGUCAAAUCGAACCGUAUGGUGGAAAGAAGUGGGAAGAAGAAGAAACUCCCAAUUCUACCUUCCUACUUGUUGAAAUACGAAGAUCCUGACAUCAGUGCCGAUUCCGAUACAAACCACGACGUUUUCCGUUUGAACUUUGAAGUAAUCAUGAAUUUGGUAUACAAAUUUUUCGAAAGAAGUCCAUAUUAUAGAACAUUCAUUUCUGCUUCGCAUGUAUUCGGAUUCUUGAGGAACUAUGAGCAAAUCAGUGAUAGAGAUUGGGAUAACGACGUUGACAUGAUGUUAAUUUAUAUGAUUUUGAGCUUGUCUGUUCAAAGACUUAGUUCGAAAGAUUUUGUGGAUUUGAACUUAUUGCCUGCAGGUUCUGUCAACACUUGCACAAAAUAUAGAAAGUAUUUGACAAGAAAUGUUUUGCACAAAGGCUUUGAAAAAUUAAGGCAUGGUUUGGUGAAUGAGUCUUUGUUGUCGAUUCAAUCGUAUAUUUUGUGCACUGAGUGGUACUUUUUGGAACAAAAAUAUGAGGAGUGUUGGACUAUGAUGUUCCACUCUUGUUCAAUAUCGUUUUCAAUUGGGUUACACAUAAUGGGAAACUACAGUUUACAAGAAGUCAAACCGGGUAAGCAAUUCAAGAAUUUGAUCAGUGCCACCGCUGAAGAUUCCGAUGUUAGUGACAAGAAAGAGUCAUCAGGAUCAGAAGAAGAUGACAAAGGAUUAGACGAAGGAUUGGAUAUAACUCGUUACAGACUAUGGUUUGCCUUGAAGUACUAUGUGUCGCUGAUUUGUUCCAUCUUUGGUAGGCCAAACCCAAUUUCAGUCCAAGUUGGUAUGAACGGCUCCAAUAGUGGAUUAGGCUCAGCCAUUCCUAAUGAAAGGGCUCACAUUUUAUUCAAAGUAGGCGUAUGUGAAUCAUUGAGAUUGUCUAAUCUAAUGUUGAUUGAAAAUUUUAUGAUUGACUUUACAUUGUCCGAUUUGCUUAAUUUGUCACACAAAUUCGCCCGCGAAAUUGCCAUCUUGAACGCCGCUUAUACCCUGAAUAAUGGCGGUUCCAUGAGUGGAGUGGUGUCUGCAUCACCUAACGAUUUUGAUUAUUUAGUGAUCGAUGAUUUCACUGGAAAACCAUUGAAAUACACAAGUUUGGAGUUGUUGGCUGACUUGAUUAUCUUGCACAUCAAUAAUGCCAAAUUGUAUGAACCUUUUAUUAGCAAAUUCGAAAACAUGGAAGGUUAUGAUCAGAUUGUGAAGGACCAGACAGAGUCGGUGGCUAGGUUUUUGGUGUUGUUGAAUACAUUUAUUGAAGGCUUUUUGAAGCAUUGUGUUGAUGAACAUUUCCAAGAAGGACAAGUAAAUGGAGGAGGUGAUUCAAAUGAUGAAUCGUUAAACUAUGGUCCUGUUAAAUUUGGUAAGCUUUUCAAGUCGUACUUUCCAUUUUUGAAUUCGUUCAUAUGCCAAGGUAUCAUUGUUGUUUUUACUUUGUUGCACUACAAGUCGAAGGACUUUGUUGCCAAUGAUGGAAAGUCACUAUUAAACAAUAAUUUCCUCAGAUUGGUUGAGAGCAAUUUGAAUUCACUCAUCAACUUUGAACAAAGGAUAUCAACAAAGUAUAUUACAACCUCGAGAAUGUGGUCAUCCAAUAUGGUUUACUUGAUCAACCGAGUAUUGAAUUUGAUCAAGUUGCUUUAUGAAAAGCAGGAGGAUAGUUCGAUUGCUGAGGAAAUCAGGAAUAAAAAGUCGAUAUCGGGAACAUCUUCGUCAUCACCAGAAAGCAAUUCUAAUUUGCCCAUCACUACUGCCAGAGGUAAUUUGUCGUACUUGCUCAAUACUAAUCCAUUUGGUGAUCCAUCCCAAUUUGAGUAUCUAAAUGGGUUCCAUUUGAAUGAUCCAUUUUGGUUGACUGUUCCAGAUGGUUCAAUGCCAUACUAUAUUGAAGUAGAUGGAAGACAGGAUAAGUCAAUUGCUGGAUUCAAACAGUAUACACGAGUAAAUGACAAUACUGGUAAUGGUAAUGACAGUAAGAGAGAUAACUCAACGGCUUCGAUGGCAACUGGUGGUGAUUCGAAUGGUGCAACUCCUUUGAGCAGUGCACCUAUGUCUGCUAUUAGUAACAGGCCAUCGAUUUCUCGACCACCAUCCGACAUGUUUGGAUUGAAUUCAAAUUUUGGAAACUGGAAUGAUGUUAGCAAUAUGCAAGGGUUGAAACAAACACCAAACAGUGGAGCCAACUCAUCAACAAGUACUCCAAACAUUGGAGUUGGAUUGACUGCUGGUGGUCGUAGGCCAUUAUCCUCAGGCUUACCACCACCUAUUCCAACACCAACAUUGCAACAGCAACAGCAACAGCAACAGCAACAACAGCAACAACAGCAGCAACAGUUGCCCCCACUUAUACAGGUACAAUUCCAACAACAGCAAGAACAGCAAAAGGACCAACACCCAACACCACCAUCACAACCACAGCCACAUCACCCUACACCAAACUUUAUGGGUGGUGGAUACAUGUUCCCUCAACCUUCCGGAUACACUCCACAGCCAUUCCACAGUGAUCAAUCCUUUUACAAUCAAGGAGACAAACAAGCGUCAAACAGAGAUAAGAAUUAA